This is a messenger RNA of Seminavis robusta, 4779 nucleotides long. Lineage: Eukaryota; Bacillariophyta; Bacillariophyceae; Naviculales; Naviculaceae. The record is from the annotation of a GenBank genome assembly.
CAAAGAUCCAUUCUCAAAAAUAAUUCUGUUCCAUUCUGCAAACCAAAAGCACGAAGGCAUUCAUUCUAUUAGAUAUAUUGGGCUCUAAAAGAUGAUGAGGCAGCUAUCCUACCUGCGGCCAGUGCUUGCUGUAUUGGGUUUUGUGUGGUGUAUACCUACCCUCUCGGUCGCCUUUACUGUGCCCUCCAGUUUCACGUUACCUUCCAGUUUCAGAUCCACCAACCGAUUUCACCAUGACAGCACUCCAUUGUCUUCCCCGCCAUCUUCCACUACUGCACUUUUUGGAAUUCCCAAAAUGUUUCGUUGGUUGAGUGACCAGUAUCCUGAUAUCAUUAAUCGGCAGCUAGAAGAAGGAUUGGCCCCUGAUCUUCAAGUGGACAGCUUUUACUUGGACAUGAAUGGGAUCAUUCAUCCCUGUACGCACGGCAAUGCCGAAGGAGAAAUUAUCAUUUUGGAUGAAACGGCCAUGUUCAAAAAGAUCUUUCUCUACGUCGAUCGACUCUAUAAGCUGGUGCAACCCGACAAACUCUUAUACCUCGCCGUCGACGGAGUGGCCCCACGAGCCAAGAUGAAUCAGCAACGAUCCCGACGAUUCCGGUCGGCCAAGGAAGCCGAAAUGACGGCCGCCGAGGUGAUUGCCCGCAAAAAUGCCGCUGGGGCAAAGGGACCCAAAAAGAGUGACGAAGAAUGGCUCGAACGACGAUUCGAUUCCAAUUGUAUCACGCCAGGGACGGACUUUAUGCUCAAGCUCAGUAUUGCACUGCAAAAGUGGGUCGAGUUCAAAAUGAAGGCCGAUCCCUUUUGGCAAAAUGGAGCCACUGUCAUUGUCAGUGGACCCGAUGUUCCGGGGGAAGGAGAGCACAAAGUGAUGGAUUUCCUCAGAGAUUCCAGAGAACAAUACUAUCAAAGGCAACAACAACGAAAUGACAAUGAUGCUGACGACAACAAUGAUGAAGAAGAGGAGGAGAAGAUCCUAUGGGAACCCAACUGGACCCAUGUUCUCUAUGGACUAGAUGCCGACUUGAUCAUGUUGGGUCUCGUAAGUCAUGAGCCAAACUUUAUGCUGCUGAGAGAAAAAAUGUCCGUCGUCAUGGCCGGACGGGGACGCAACAAGUAUCGCAAAAAGAAAGAUAUGAUGGAAUAUACCAAGAAUGAUUUUGAAGUCCUAGAGUUGUCAAGUUUGAGACAACUGUUGGCUUUGCAGUUUCGGCGGUUUGAUGAUGACGGGGCUCUCAACGUCGACUUUGAUCUCAAUCGCGUUGUCGAUGACUUUGUAUUCAUGUGCAUGCUCGUGGGUAACGACUUUUUGAGCCACAUGCCACACAUGGAGAUUGAUGGUGGCGCUAUCAGCAUGAUGAUGAGUACAUAUAUCGACUUGUUGCCAGAAUGGGGAGAUUACCUUACCAAGAAAGAACAGAUUCAUCCACAACGAUUUGAACAGUUCCUGUACCAUCUCGCCGUCUACGAAGAGGAACACUUUAAACGACGCGGCUUUGAAGAGAAUGAACCGGGCUGGAAGCUAACAGCCGAUGCCGAAGACGACAUUUGUGACUUUUAUGGGGAGUACUUCACAAAAGAUCCCACGCCUGAAGCUGCCAAACCUGCCAAUCGCAAGGGGGCACCGGAACCGCCCGAAUCCGACGACCCCAACAUUCAAGCCAGCGGUAACCGAGGUUUUCGACGACAGUAUCCUACUGUCAGGGCACGAUCUUAUCGAGAUUUCUACUAUGAAACCAAAAUGGGGUGGAAGGCAUCCGAUAGAAACAGGACGCUGUUCCGAAGACGAGCACAUGUGCGAGAUUACAUUGAAGGGUUGCAUUGGAAUUUGAACUAUUACCACAAUGGAUGCUGUUCCUGGGACUGGUACUUUCCUCACUUGUACAGCCCGCUUUGCACUGACGUUGUAAACUUGCAUGAGUUCUAUGAAGAUGAUGACAAUGAUAACGACGGUUUCAAGUCGUUUCCCUUUGAACUAGGGACGCCCUUCCCGAGUUUGGCCCAGCUCUUGUCCGUGUUGCCACCUCAAAGUGCACAGUUGCUGCCACCUCCGCUGGGGGAACUCAUGAUCAAUCCUGCAUCUCCCCUGACUGAAUACUACCCCCCUGAUUUCACCACUGAUCCCAACGGGAAGCGACAAAGCUGGGAAGCUGUUGUUGAGAUUCCCUUUAUUGACGCCGACAUCCUUUUGGACACUAUGGAUAAAAUUCUCGAGAAGGACAAAACAGGCGAAAGUCCACUGCUGACAAAGGGCGAACGCUUGCGAAAUGUGCGUGGCAAGCAGCACGUCUUUGCACCCCCGCGAAAUGACGAAGAGGAGGAACACAAUGGUGAUGCGACAACGAGUUCUCCCAAGGUGAAUGCAAAGGGUUCCAAUACGGCUAAAGUGGAUGCAUAGAGAUAAGGUUUUCAGUUUUGGUGAACGCGACCGCAGGGGAUCUAUUUCUGACGAUUGGUACUUGACGGUAAUUACAAUGUCAUGUACGAAGAACCAUUCAAUCGUUGAAGCCGUCGAGCCGCUCUAGGACUUCCAACGGCGGGUUCAUUGUUUUCAAGGGGCCUUCAUAUUCACCAGGAUGUAGCUUCGAGUCUGCAUCUGCAAGUGGUCUAUCCUCUACUAGAACGAUUUUGACCCAUGACUGACUCAGAUUCAGAAUAAUCUUUCACCCCUUUCUACAGCUACGGUACUAGCUACAGUAGCUAGCACUUGUACUGACCAUGCGAACGAUGCCACAGGAAGCACCAGAAACGGUCUUUAUUCUUCGCGCAGCACUGUAUAUGUAAUAAGUAGUUGACGACAGCACCUGAAUGCUGGCUUGCAAUUCUCACACCUUGGGAGAGUUUCCAAUGGCCGUACCCGCAUCCAGAGGACCCGUCGCUUUCCUCUCUGCCAGGGGGGGGGGGUCCAAGUGCACACUGAAACCCACCCCCAGACCGGCUCCAGGGCCCAUCCCUGGUCCUACUCCAGGUCGCAAUCCUGGAAACUCUCGAGGCCCCACUUCUGUUUGCACACCAGGACCCCGUUCGCGCCCAACUCUACAUCCAUCGCCCGGGCCCAAUCCCGGACCCAACACGUGGAGCAACUCCUGGACCAAUGCCCGGACCGACUCCAGAUACUACCCCUGGACCUACUCCAGAUCCCUCAUCAGGACCUAUCUCUGGUCCAUCUCCAAGCCCCAAUCCUGGUCCCUCUUUUACCUGGGCCAACACCAGGAUCAACUCCAGUCCUGAACGUGGCAAUUGCAUCUGGCGUGGUUCUAAAGCCCUCUCCGCACCGUACCUUUUCAGUGACAAGAUCUACCUUCUCGGAUCAGAACGACGAGACGGUCUUCAACAUGUUCAGCUGGGUCAAUGCCUGACUGCAAUCUUGCUCCGGUCUCGAACUGUCGCCUUCGUGGCUCGUUCGCCGUUCUUCCAACCCUCCGGUGACACCCGUCUUUCCUCAAGAGACUAUACAGUAUAUUCGUCGACAAAAGUUGGACGAUGAAGAAGGCACAGCGCUUGCGGUGUUGUUCCGGGACUGCAGAAAGUGCUGAGAAAUGUACCAUUGUAGCUUGAAAAAGCAAAGGCGUACAUCGUAUCGAGAAAGCAGUACGGUAGAGGCAUCGUAUUCCCGCAAGACGAGGAAAGCUCAAACGCCUCGUGCGGCAAUGCUUCAUCCGAAACACCCACCUCCACCGGACAUCUGGAAGGGAAUGAUCAGUCUUCGAAAGCGUUGGCUUGAUCAUUCCUCUACUAUGCUAGCACUAUUAAAUAGCCUCUGUGUCUGUACCAUUGGGGCCCAGAAGCGUGCAGGGUCCGGCUAGCUAGCCGGAGUGAUGAUCACAAAUAAAUGAACCUGACCAUAAGCAAACAUGGGGCAUUACCCCGACUGCACAUUCCUCUAUGCAUAGCUAUGAAGAAUGAAAUGCACAAGAAAACUUGAAGAUUGAGAAGAUAGGAUGUUAUCAUGUUUUAGGAGGCUACUUUAAAAUUGUUUAAGGAAGUUGAAGGUAUACCGUAUGUGGUACAGUGGUGGAGACAUGGUCAUUGCUCCUGACUCGAUGUUUCUUGUUGUUCGUCUUGCUUUUGGAAUUCUUGUUCUGCCUCCUCCCUGUCAUAGGCAGCCAACUUGAGUGCGUCCUCGCAAGCGUCUUUGGACAACAUUUGUGAGAGACCUCGGAUCAUUUCCGGAUCUGCCAUGCCAUGCCCUUUCUGAGCUUCCUGAGUCCUCAAGAUAAACUCGGUCAGUGUCCCCCUGGAUGCCAAUCUUGCCUCCAAAUGGCCCUUGGAAAUAUUGGCUUCCAAGCCCCGCAAGCAGAUUUCAUCAGGAUGAAGGCGAUCCAGGAUCCCGAGCUCAAAUGCGAGUGCCAGCGACUGCGAGUCUUCUCGGAAGGAUCUGUAGUCUCGGCGGGUAUACCACAUGCAGGGUAGAUCUUCUUCCUUGACAUGACGAGGGAUCACAAUCAGGGCGUCCUUUUCCGUGGGCCGUCCAUCGGUGUUGGUGGUGGUCAUGGUGAACCGAACUCGCUUCCCUACUCUGGCUCUCUUUCGGCUGGUCGCUUCGACGCCGGCAGGGAUGUCGUCAUCAGGCGACUGAGGGCGCUUCGUUCCCUUCUUCGUGUUGUCAUUAUCUAAUGGUGAAUGAGGAGGGCACAUGGCUGCGCACUGCUGAACGAUCAGGGAUGUAUGAGCCUCGGCGGAAGAAGAUAGUUGCAAAUGAGGGAAAUCCAGCUCCAUCGUCGUUCGUUUUAUGAUGGCAAUCUUUUGCUGCAACUAAUAUAAUGAAAAAGUAGUUCAAGC